Messenger RNA from Penaeus chinensis, 3014 nucleotides. Its product is annotated as nucleolar and spindle-associated protein 1-A-like. Gene Ontology annotation, molecular function: microtubule binding. The record is from RefSeq and is a predicted model, not a curated record. The coding region runs from base 82 to 2214 and encodes 710 amino acids. Gene Ontology annotation, biological process: mitotic cytokinesis; mitotic chromosome condensation; establishment of mitotic spindle localization. Gene Ontology annotation, cellular component: nucleolus; mitotic spindle; microtubule. The transcript is spliced from 14 exons. NCBI's taxonomy places the organism in Eukaryota, Metazoa, Arthropoda, Malacostraca, Decapoda, Penaeidae.
CAGCUGUGAGCACGAGCCUUUUUCCUCUUCAUAUUUUCCAAUUUUACACGAAUAUAGGAGGCAAAGGACUGGAAUACGACGAUGGAGAUGCGAAUAUACACCGAGGAGGAGCUAAGGGCGAUGAAAUAUGGUGGCCUGCUCAAAAUAAUUAAAUCCAGGGCACUGAAAACGACGGGGAAGAAAUUGAAGACAGAAAAACUGAUUGAGAUGAUCUUAGAGUCACAGACUUUACCCGACAUGACUGAUGAUGUCGCUGCUGUUUGCGCUGCUCUUGACACUGACAGCCAAACAGGGUGUGCAGAAGAGCUGUGUGGCUCUGAGCAGGUGACUGUAGCAGGAGUAGUAGAGGCUGACCAGCAGGAAGAACUGCUUGAUGAUAUUGAGUUCCCAGAGGAGCCGUCACCUGAUCCUGAGCCAUCUAAGGAGAUGAUAACAACGCGCAGACGGGGGCGCCCCAAGAGGAAACAGUCAGUUAUGAUUGAUGCUAAAGAUGACAUCACUCACUUUGAUGACAUAAAGGAGGAGGAACCCAAGAUACCCUCACCAGAAGAGACACUAACAGAGAUAGCAUCGCUCAAGCAACAGCAGUCUGUGACCAAUGAUACAACAGACAAUGGUACAAAGCCCGGGCAAAGCAGGAAACGCCGCAGAACAAGGACCUUUGACAUUGAGGAGAAAACAGAAACGACUGAGGAAGAGAAAGAAAAGGAGCUGGCCAAAGCACCUGCCAAGAGGAGCAGGACUUCCACCUUUGAGAUUGCCGAGCCAAAAGAGGAAGGUGGAGUUUCUGAGAAUAGGCAACCAAAGCUCCGCAGAUCAUCAACCUUUGACUUGGCUUCAAAGGAGAGUGAUAAUCAGAGUGUGUCUGAGAAGGCUGAAGAGUCUGACCCCGAGCCUCGGAGAGUGUCCAGACGCAGGAGUUCUAUUAAGAAGGCAGAUGAAGUACCAGAAGUGCAGCAGACCUCCAGUGUGGGAAGUAAACCAGUGGAGACACAGAAGGUGGAUAAUGUAACAGCAGCUGUUGCUUCUCCAAGGGUUCCACAGAAAAACACCCCGAGACUGUCUAGCAUUGCCAAGAGGAAGAGCCUUGUGAUCACCCCUGCAGCCACUCCUCCUGUGAUUCACAAGGUGAAGAGCAUGAUUCUAGGAUCAGGCAAGACUCUGGGAAGCGGCAGCAAGACUGGUGGUGGAGCCAAGAUUGUGAAGCCAGUGUUCACCGUUGGCAGGGGCGAUGGACCUAGCACCAAAAAUGUUGGCAAGGAUUCCAAGCAAGACGGGAGCAACAUUCCUCGCUUCCUGUCCUAUGUGCGCAAGCCAAGAGUUCCAAACUUUGCCAAGAUCCAUGAGCGGGCCUUCAACCGCAUGGAGGCACUGGAUGACUACGUGGACAAGAAGCGCAAACGCACCAACACCUUUGGUAGUUCGGUGAAGAAGCCUCAGGUUGAUCCAGAGAAGGUCUUCAAACCAGCAGUAACCAGUGUCAAGAACCUGAACCUGAAUUUUGUUGCCACAAGAUCCCCAGCUAGAUUUGGCAAGACCCCAGUUGGCAACAAAGAACCCAAGACUGGCAACACUACCAAAACCCCAAAGAGCGGCCCUUCCCUUGCCUCCAAGUCUCCCCGGGAGGUCAAGGCCCAGUCCAAAGCCAUUCCAGCAAAAUCUCCAAAAUCAGCCAAGAAGUCUCCAAAGGUGGCAGUCACGUCAACCAAGAAACCAAAGGGCCCACACAAGUCUCCGAAAGUGCCUGCCCAAAAGUCCCCAAAAGCUGUCAGGCCAUCACCCAAAGCAGGCCAGAGUCAGGAAGGGAUGAAGGUAGCACCAGCAUCGAGCAAGAAGGUCUCACCGAAGUCUCGUGUCAGUGCACUGCCCAGAUUGCUGAAGGAAAAUGUGAAGCCGGCAGCAAGGCCAUCACUAGUUAGCCCAGCUGUGGCUAAAGUGGCAUCUGUGAAAAUGCCCCAGAGUCCAGCAUCAAGCAAAAAGACAAAUGAGAGCAGUUCCAAGAUUCCAGCUAGCAGACCAACAGGGUAUGUCCCCUACAGAGGUGCUCUGAAGCCCUUCACUGACCGUGCUACCCUGAACAAGAUGGCUGAACGAAACCCAAAUCUCAAGUCAAGGGAGCAGAUAAGAGAAGGCCACAAGAAAAUCCUAAAGGGAGUCCGAUUUAACAAGAGAUUCGAGCUGCAGAUGGCCAAGCGAGGAAUCAACCUGUCAUAGAAAUAAGAACCAAACUUCAGACAUUUGUAUUUGCUUGCUUUUGUAUAUAUAUAUUUCUGGAUAAUAUUUCCUCCCCUCUUUUAUUCAUUCUUUCUCUUUUUAUCUCUUUCCACAUGUCGGUGAUUUUUUUUCUCACUUUCUCUCUCUUUAGGUAACAUGGAUUUCAAGUUACAUUUGUAUUGUAUAGAGAUUGAAGAGCUUGUGAAUUAUUCAGUUUUGUACAAGGAUUUUGGUAACAGAUUAUCUUAAUUAUGGCAUUAUCUUUUUACUUCCAUUUCAACUGACCUUGUAAAUGUAUUUCAACUCUGAAUAAUCUUAAUUUUGUAAAUUCCUAAUAUUAUCAAUGUAUUAUUUUAGUUCACAGCUACAAGUUAUUUAUUAACAUCUUACAUAUUCUUAAAUGAAUAUUAUAUUUUUUUCACAUUCCCAAGCUUUAACAAAAAGCAUUUCUACAAGCAUUCUUAAUGGCUAUACUGUCUUGUAAGCAUUUGUAUUUUCUGAAUAAUUUAGAUAAUCCUUAAUGCUGAUAUAUUGACAUUAAUUUACCUGUCUCAUGGGUAGUUUUGCAUGCAUAUAAUGUCUUUCACUUUUUACUUCAAAACUUUUUGAAUUAGGAAUACUUCUGUCCCUAUUCUUUGUAUAUAAAACAUUUUUAUAUUUUAUUAUUUUAUUUGUUUGCAGCAUUGCAAAUAACACUGAUCAUUAAGCAAAGUUGUACCUGCUGUGUUUCUAAACUGAUAUCCUUUGUCAGCUUUAGCACAGAAAUUUUUAUGAUUUUGAAAAUAAUAGAGUAUACAACA